This is a messenger RNA of Polyodon spathula (Mississippi paddlefish), 7257 nucleotides long. RefSeq names its product ankyrin repeat domain-containing protein 50-like. The coding region runs from base 1267 to 5544 and encodes 1425 amino acids. The record is from RefSeq and is a predicted model, not a curated record. NCBI's taxonomy places the organism in Eukaryota, Metazoa, Chordata, Actinopteri, Acipenseriformes, Polyodontidae. Gene Ontology annotation, molecular function: protein binding. The transcript is spliced from 5 exons.
UUUGUUUCAGUCUGGCUGUGUGUUUGAUGGCAGUAGGAUCGCGACAGUAAGAACAGGGGGAAACAGAAAGGAGCAAACAGACGAACUAAGAAGAGAAUUAUGGAGACACGGGAUAUUUGACAUAGCGGUAUUGAAAGCUUUCAUGAAGUUGAAGGGUUGGAAAACGAGUAGAUUAAAAUAAGCUAAAACAUUUUUUUAACCUAGAUCGUGGUGCAAAUAGAAAGAGACAGCUGGGUUGUGACUGGAGAACAAGAGGGGGGGAAAAAAACCCCAAAAAACAAAAGAAAAAAAAGGAAAAAACGCAACCACCACUAGAAUUGUGCACCCAGAAUAUCGAACACAAAUUGGGACAGCCGCUGUGAUAAGUGUGCUGGCAUUCUGGGACAGUGUCCUCAGUUUAAUGGCCUGGGAUUCAAUAAUGUGACAACCCUUUGCUAAACUGGAUGCAGCGUAGUAACUUGAAACAUAAGGAUGACAGAACAGACAGAUAGUAACCCAACAUGAACAGGAUUUCCAAGCAUUGCGUGCACUGAUGUCACUUGAGAUCUUUGUUGCAUGGACUGUAAAGCAACCACUGCCUUAUCACUUUGUUUGAAAGAUUGAAGACUGUAUUUUGAUUGUGUGGGUCAUAUACAGCUGUGACACAUUGCUGCACUUCAGCAAAACCAAAUAAUUACUUCAAGAGUGCCGCUUGUUCAACUCAUGUCCAAACACCAACUGUUUAAAUAUCUCAGUGUUCGCCAGGGGGAAGCAGCCAACAAAAUGUUUCCAGGUUUUCCAGAUGUACAGUAUUUUGUUAACCCUGUAAAUGAACACUUGGAAUGAAACACUAUUUUCAGGUCAUGUUGAAGCAUUGACAUUACUCCCUAGUUUUUUCCAGAUGUAUUGUCCAUUCUCUUCACUGGAGACAUACGCACUGCUAUAGGAGAUCCAGGGGGAGCCAUAUGAAAAGUAUUAUCCGACAGUGGAAACAAGCAGUGCUUUAAAAGCUUGACUUCUUCAAACGAUACAUCAGGACUUCAAUAUCAUCAUUUUGUGUCGCAUACCACCAGAGGGAAGAUCUACAUCUUUGAAUAAAAUAAGUGAAACAGGGGGCAUCUGGCCAGCAGUCGUUGCAAUUGUGAAUUACUUUGAAAGUACAUACUUGCUGUUGUGGCAACAAGAUCAAAAUGAGUGCUUGAGGGAGAGAGAGAUCUCUUGCUUUAGUUUCCAGCCCAGAAAAUGAACAGGUCCAUAUGAGGAGUCUCUGUAACAGCAGGAUUCAAGAUGGCACAAACCAGUUUGCUGCAGGGAAAGAGGUUUUACUGUAGGGAGUGGGUUUUCCACAAGCUCCUGCACUGCCUCCAAGAGAAAACAAACAGCAUUGUCAGUGUUAAUAGCGUGCCUCACAAACAGGCUAAUGUAGCUAACCCUGGGAGCAAUGCCAGCGCGGCCCGCAGCAAGGGAGGACCCUGGGGGGUGCUGCUGGUGGGGGGUCCUGGCAGUGGGAAGAGUGCUGUGUGCACAGAGCUGCUGUGGCCCAGCUCCCCUCAGGGAUUGCAAAGGGGGCUUCACCGGCAAGGGCUGGCUUUCCAUUUCUGCCGGGCCGACGACUCCGACACUCUCUCCGUCAGCGGCUUCAUCCGAGGGCUGGUGGCUCAGAUUUGCCACAGUGGACUAAUACAGGGAUAUGAGGAGAAAGUAAGAGACCUUGAAGUUCAGAGUGCUUUGCAACCUGAAGAGUGUGAAAGGAACCCUGCUGAGGCUUUCAAGAGGUGCAUUCUCCUUCCACUCCUUGCAGUGACGCCUCCACAGCAGUCUGUCUUCAUCCUGGUGGAUUCAGUUGAUGAGGGGUGUCACUUUGCUGAAGGGGAGCAGCGAUCAUCAGGCUCCUCUCGAACUAUAGCUGAACUUUUAGCAAGCCACCAUGAGUUCUUCCCUCCCUGGUUGCUGCUUCUAUGCUCUGCCCGGAAACAAAAUAAAGCAGUCACAAAAUUGUUUACAGGUUUUCGUAAAAUCAGCCUUGAUGACCUCCGUAAGGCUUACAUAGUCAAGGAUGUUCAACAGUAUAUUCUUCACCGUUUGGAUCAAGAAGAAGCGCUGAGGCAACACCUCACGAAAGAAACAGCAGAGAUGUUAAAUCAGCUCCACAUAAAAAGCAGCGGAUGCUUCCUUUACUUGGAACGAGUACUGGAUGGAGUUGUUGAAAGUUUCAUCAUGCUGCGAGAGAUUCGUGACAUCCCAGGGACGCUAAAUGGACUCUACCUGUGGCUUUGCCAGAGACUGUUUGUGAGAAAACAGUUUGCAAGAGUCCAGCCAAUCCUGAAUGUGAUUCUGGCAGCGUGUCGCCCCCUAACAGUCAUGGAACUUUAUCACGCGGUGUGGACGAAAAAUAUGUCAUUGACAAUGGAGGAAUUUCAAAAGAAACUAGAUAUUCUGUCAAAGCUUCUUGUUGCUGGCCUUGAGAACACUAGAAUCCUUUUUCAUUACAGUUUUGCAGAGUGGUUGUUGGACGUAAAGCACUGCACACAAAAGUAUUUGUGUAACGCAGCUGAGGGACAUAGGAUGAUGGCUAUGAGUUACACCUGCAGAGCCAAUGAACUUGCACCGCUGGAGGUGCAGGAGUUUGCAUUGCACCUGAUUAACUCCAGCCUACAGUUAGAGCCCUGUAGCCUAGCACUAUGGAUGGUAUGGAACGGUACCCCUACAAAAGACUCAUUGACAUCCUCAAUUCCCAAAGAACAGGAAGUGCUACAGUUGUUGGUGAAGGCUGGUGCUUACGUCAGUAGUGAAGACGAUCGUGCAUCUUGCAUCGUACAACAGGCCCUGGAAAGGGAGGACUCCAUUAGGACUUUACUAGAUAAUGGAAGUUCUGUAAACCAAAGUGAUGCCAGUGGAAGAACUUUGCUAGCUAAUGCUGCAUACAGUGGAAAUCUUGAUGUGGUUAACUUGCUCAUUUCCAGAGGAUCCAGUUUGGAGAUUGAAGAUGGUCAUGGACAGACCGCACUUACACUUUCCGCAAGGCAGGGGCAUACCAAGGUGGUGAACUGCUUAAUUGGCUGUGGGGCGAAUAUCAAUCACACAGAUCAGGAUGGUUGGACAGCACUGAGGUCUGCAGCCUGGGGAGGACACUCUGAGGUGGUAUCUGCGCUUUUGUAUGCUGGUGCGAAAGUAGACUGUGCUGAUGCCGACAGUAGAACUGCCUUGAGAGCAGCAGCUUGGGGAGGACAUGAGGACAUUGUGCUAAAUUUACUCCAGCAUGGGGCAGAAGUCAAUAAAGCCGAUAAUGAAGGAAGAACUGCUCUCAUUGCAGCAGCAUAUAUGGGCCACAGAGAGAUUGUGGAGCACCUGCUUGGUCAUGGAGCUGAGGUAAAUCAUGAAGAUGUCGAUGGAAGGACUGCUUUAUCAGUAGCUGCACUAUGUGUGCCUGCUAGCAAGGGUCAUGCCUCUGUAGUCAGCCUUCUUAUUGACCGGGGAGCAGAAGUUGACCAUUGUGAUAAGGAUGCAAUGACUCCAUUGUUGGUAGCAGCCUAUGAAGGACAUGUUGAUGUAGUUGAUUUGCUGCUGGAAGGGGGAGCAGAUGUUGAUCAUACAGACAAUAAUGGACGCACUCCUCUUCUUGCAGCUGCUUCAAUGGGCCAUGCCUCCGUCGUCAAUACCCUCUUGUUUUGGGGAGCAGCUGUGGAUAGCAUUGACAGUGAAGGAAGAACUGUACUGUGUAUAGCCUCGGCACAAGGGAAUGUGGAAGUUGUGCGUACUCUGCUGGACAGAGGAUUAGAUGAGAAUCAUAGAGAUGAUGCUGGCUGGACUCCAUUGCAUAUGGCCUCAUUUGAAGGGCAUAGAUUAGUGUGUGAAGCUAUUAUUGAACAAGGUGGCCGAUGUGUUGAAGUUGAUAAUGAUGGUCGAAUUCCAUUGAUAUUGUCUGCCCAAGAAGGUCAUUAUGACUGUGUGCAAAUAUUGCUUGAAAACAAAUCUAGCGUUGAUCAAAGAGGCUACGAUGGAAGGAAUUCAUUAAGAGUCGCUGCCUUAGAGGGUCAUAGAGACAUUGUGGAACUGCUUCUUAGCCAUGGAGCAGAUAUAGAUGGUAAAGAUGCAGAUGGCCGCCCAACUCUAUACAUCUUGGCACUUGAAAAUCAACUGGCCAUGGCAGAAUAUUUCUUAGAAAAUGGAGCAAAUGUGGAAGGGAGUGAUACAGACGGCAGAACGGCACUUCAUGUUUCUUGCUGGCAGGGGCAUUUAGAAAUGGUGCGAUUGUUGAUUAACCAUCAUGCUGAUGUCAGCUCUGCUGAUAACGAGAAGCGUUCUGCUUUGCAGUCUGCCGCGUGGCAGGGGCACAUUAAGGUGGUCCAGCUGCUGAUUGAUAAGGGCACUCAUGUGGAUCACACCUGUAAUCAGGGAGCCACUGCACUCAGCAUUGCAGCCCAGGAAGGACACUUGGAUGUGGUUCAGGUACUGUUGGAACAUGGUGCUGAUCCAAACCAUGCAGAUCAAUUUGGCCGAACGGCAAUGCGAGUUGCAGCAAAAGGGGGUCACUCGCCAAUAAUAAAACUGCUUGAAAAGUAUGGAGCCUCAAGCCUGAAUGGCUGUAGUCCAUCUCCUGUACACACAAUGGAACAAAAAGCCCCCCCUUCUGUUACAGCGAAAAUGCAGUCGAUAACAAUAAAAUCUAACAGCUCUGGCAGCACGGGUGUAGGGGAUUUGCAUCCUUCAGACCACGGCAUGUCAAAUGGACCUGUCCAUGCCUUCAGCUCUCCUUCAGAAUCUCCUGACUCAACUGUGGAUCGGAAAAAGUCCUCACUCUCUAAUAACUCUCUUAAAAGUUCCAAAAACUCCUCCUUACGAACUACGUCUUCUACUGCAACUGCCCAGACUGUUCCUAUUGACAGUUUCCAUGCUAUGACUUUUACUGAACAAAUUCAGCAACAUUCUUUGCCUCGUAGCCGAAGCAGACAGUCUAUUGUUUCACCCUCUUCUACAACUAGGUCUAUAGGACAGCAUCCUAGUUCCCCCUCCAGCGAAUUUGAAUGGAGCCAAGUAAAGCCUAGUCUGAAGUCAUCUAAAGGAAGUAAAACUGGGAAAAAUGCAUCAAAUGGCUCUGGCAAGGGUGGUUCAGGAGGGAGGAAGUCCAAAAACAGUGGUUCCUCUCAGCCACACGUUUUAGAAUAUGAAAUGACACAGUUCGACAAAAAAAUUGCUGUAACAAAGCCUGUAUCAAAUGUGGGAGUGGCCAUAAAAAAGGUUCCUGCAGAGCCUCAGUGUAAAAUUGUGGUGCCACCACCACAGCAAGACAUCGGGAGAUCACAACAGCAGUUUGUAAUUCAGCAGCAAAACAGUGCAGAAAAGAAAAGGAACGGCAUAAUGACCAACCCAAACUACCAUCUUCAAGGAAAUCAGGUUUUCCUUGGAAGAGUUUCUGUCCCGAGAACUGUCCAGGAUCGAGGUCACCAGGAGGUUCUGGAUGGUUAUCCAGUGGGAGAGACAGAAAUAAGCCUUAAACAAGCUCUUAAACUUCAGAUUGAAGGAACGGACCCCAGUUUCAGCUACAAAAAGGAAACUCCGUUAUAGCCUACAUCUUGAACAGUAUCCAUCACACAAAAAUUGGGAAGACCUGAGCCGAAGGAAACCUCUUAUCUGCAGACAAACUGAACACUUUUUUUUUUUUUUCCACGGUCCAGAGUGGAAGCAUGGGAUACCUCUUAAAUACCUGGGGAAGAAUGUGAUCGCCGCACACUGAUUGCAUUGACUGAAACUGCAACGUGCCUACAUUUGUGCUGCCCUUUUCAGUGUAACCCUGCACGCUUCAUCGUGUGUAUUUAAUGUGUCAUGCAUUUAAUAUGCAGAGAGUGCUCUUUUCAUAAAGUAGAUUUUUCCCGUGGUUGGAAAUGUGGAUUGGUUUUUCUUCUGCCAGCAUACACGUCACGAGGAUUUGGAAAGGAGAGUGUGUUGAAGCAUGUAACACAUCGUAGGUCAAGAAUUUGACAGGAUAAGAUUACCUUCAUCGAUAAUGAGCUUCCAGGAACAGGAGGUCUAUAAUAAUCCCCUCAUAAUAUAACACAUGUAAAUGUUCUAUGGUUCUUGUAAUUUAUAUGUUACUCAUGCUCAUAGUAAUGGUAUUUUACUGUAUGGGUAUAAUCAAACCUAUUUAUUAUGGAAAAAGCCACUUGCAUUGCGUCUUGUAUGUUAUUCCAUGGUGCUGUAGUGAUUGUAUACUUGAAGAUAUUUGGGGGCUGUGUUUGAUCCCAGUUUUUUUUGUUUUUUUCCCCGAAUGCCAUAGUAUUAUUGGAACCUCUGAGGGGGUAGCUAAAACAAAGAACAAAUGCAUUAACUUUGUCCCUGUGGACCUUUACUAAUUAGAAGAAUGGGUAGAAUUGAUGCUGAAAUCAUUUUGAUUUAAAAUAAUGUGCCAGAAAAUGUGUGGUUAGUUGCAGAAACAUGAGUGUAGUGCAUUUUAGAAUACUAACCCUACAGGGAUCAUUCUAGUGCAAGAAGAUACUGCUACAGUGUUAUGUUUUUACGGUGGUCUUGCUUGUCGUUGGGAUUAUAUAGAAAACCUUUUGGUUACACGGCAUGAAUUGUGGCAAAAGUUUACAGGUCUCCGCAGUUUCACAAGGGGGUUGGAUUUCCAGACAGUUUUCAGUAUUAGGUGCAGUCGCGUUUGGUUUUGAAACAGAUGUUGGAAACCCAAGUCCAGGGAAUAACAGAGAGAAAAGUAUUGUUUUCAGGGGCUGCAUUUCAAAUCCGCAUGGGAUGGGUCUGAAAAAAGCUCAGAAUUGGAGUGUGAAGCGAUCUCAGAAUUGCAACGUCCGUUUCCACCGAGCCUGUUCAGUAGUAAUCCCAUAAUUCUGCUGGCUAUUCAAGAUUAAGAUAAAGCGUUCGUUUAUCACGGCUGUACUAGAUUAAUAACAAAGUGAAAAAAAACAUCAUGCAUGCAGAACUUCAUUUACUUUACAGAGGAGGGUUCAGAAAACACGGCACUGCAUCAAACAGCACUGGAUAAAAGCAACUAACUAAAGGGUUUCAGUAUUUCACAUUCAGAGUGCAAGCCAGCACAAUGUGGGGAAUGCAAGUAGGAAGGAGAGGGUAUGUUUAAAGAGUUUCUUUGCCCUCAGUCAUGUCUCAGACAUUAUUCAUGAUCAUGUUGCCAACUUUUUUUUUUUUUUUGUCCUUUGGCUAUUCAAAUGCCUGUUCGUGCAAUUAGGCAGUUAGUUGUAAAUAGCUUAUAAUGUACAUUGAAUUUCUCAUUUUAAGAUUUUUAUUUUAUUCAUUGUAUUAUAUGGA